Molecule: messenger RNA, 957 nt
Organism: Penicillium waksmanii
Lineage: Eukaryota; Fungi; Ascomycota; Eurotiomycetes; Eurotiales; Aspergillaceae
Product: alpha/beta fold hydrolase
Exons: 1
Coding region: 1-957 (318 amino acids)
Source: RefSeq, a predicted model, not a curated record
AUGAACAUCGUUCAGGACGGUGCCGGCGUCCAUGGAGACCGCCUCAAAUACAGCCAAUUUGCCCAUCUCGCGACACGUUUACUGGAAUUAAUACGUGAGGGCUUGCAUGGCCCAAUUGUCGCUGACCAGCAACACGAAGUUGAUGAAGACCACAUUAUUGGCAAAUAUGUCUUCAUUGAACCCCCAGUUUGGGGUAAGACUAAGGUCUUUUAUGAAAGCAGUGGUACCGGUACUCAGGAGAUCGUGUUUCUCCAUACUGCGGGAAGCGAUAGCCGACAAUACCACGACGUUAUGAAUGAUCCGUCCAUGAGAGCAAAAUGCAAGAUGAUCGCCUUUGAUUUGCCUGCCCAUGGUCGCAGCUUCCCGGGCAAGAAUCACCUGCCCGGGAAUCAUACCACUACUGAAGAAGCAUAUGUCGGUUGUAUUCGUGAGAUGAUCAAGGUUCUUAGGCUCAACAAGCCCAUCAUCUGCGGCGCCUCGAUGGCUGGGCAGGUGUGUAUUGCAGUAGCGAUUAGAGCAGAGGAAGUAGGUGCAGGUGGCACUAUUCCCUUGCAAGGAUGUGACUUUUUGACCAUGAAGCGACAAUUCGAUGAUAAGUCCCCGCUAGUCAAUCAGUCCCUUUUCAACCCUGAUUGGAUUUACGGCAUGAUGGCUCCAAAUGCGCCCUUGGUAAACAAGCAGCUCAUCUGGCACCUCUAUAGUGCUCAGGCUUACGGGAUUUUCCAUGGUGAUCUUGACUUCUAUUUUGGUGGCUUUGAUGCUCGAGACCGUGUUGCGAGUAUUGAUGUCAAGAAAUGCCCUAUCUAUUUUCUGACCGGUGAAUUUGACUGGAGCACUACCCCUGAAAUGAGCCAGGCGACGGCCAAGAAGAUCAAAGGCGCUAAUUUCAAAGCCAUGGAAGGCCUGGGUCAUUUCCCAGCGACUGAAAGCCCCUCUAGGUUUGUGAGUUUACCUUGA